UCCAAAAAUCACCAGGUCUGCAACCACUUUAAUACAGGCGGCUGCUCAAGACAACGCUGCCGAUUUCUCCAUAUUUGCAAUUACUGUGGCGGCGCUCAUGCCCGCACCAUAUGCCCUGUAAAGAAAAGUAACAAUAAAAAUUCAAAUAAUUACUUGUCGACUCCUGUGAAUAUUUUACGUUUGUCAUUAGAAUUGUCCCAGCACCCAGACCCUGAAUUUACUGAAUAUUUGCUGUCUGGCCUCGAGCAUGGUUUCGAACCAGGUCUCGAAAGCAUCCCCUCACAAAAUAUGAUUUGUGAUAAUCUCCAAUCUGCUCUCAUAGAACCAGACACAGUAGACAACCUAAUUAAUAAAGAAGUUGCCUCAGGCUUCAUGAUCGGACCUUUCGAUACCCCCCCUUUCGAACACUUUCGCAUCAGCCCUAUUGGAGUGGCUACAAGAAAAUUUUCCGGUAAAAAACGCCUAAUAAUCGACCUCUCUGCCCCGCAUAAUUCCCCGUACCCAAGCAUAAACAGCCUCAUCCCGCUAGAUGAAUUUUCUCUUCACUACCACGACAUUGACCAAGCAAUUUCAUUAAUAAAAAACGCCGGCCGUGGCGCAUGGCUCGCCAAAGUCGACAUUACUUCGGCUUUUAAAGUCAUGCCCAUCCACCCAGAUUGGUGGCAUCUAUUCGGCGUCCGAUGGCACGAAAAAUAUUACUUCGCUGUCCGUUUAACCUUCGGAUGCAAAAGCAGCCCCAAGAUUUUCGACAUGCUAUCAGAAGCAAUUUGCUGGAUUCUCUCCAACAAUUAUGCAAUUCCUUACCUUAUUCACCUGCUCGACGACUUCUUAAUCAUUUCGCCUCCCGAUGCUAUUCCAGCAGCGCAUCUCAUUACAGUCCAAAACGUUUUUUCCAAGCUAGGCGUUCCAAUCGCCCAGGAAAAAACCAGCGGCCCAGACACGUCCAUCGAAUUCCUAGGCAUCAAUCUGGACACCAUAAAAUUCCAGGCUUCCCUACCCAAAGAGAAAAUCGAUCGAAUAAUUCUGGUCUCAUCCACGCAUUUAGACAGCCCAAAUUGCUCUAAGCGAGAACUUCUUUCGCUGCUCGGCCAUCUAAACUUCGCAAUGCGCAUAAUCCCACAAGGCCGCCCUUUCAUCUCACAUCUGCUCUCCCUCGCCUCCUCGGUUGUCAGGUUAGAAGACCAAAUAUCUCUAACUAAUCAAUGCCGUGAGGAGCUAAAAUUAUGGAUAACCUUCCUUAAACAAUGGAACGGAUUAUCUUUCUUUUACAAAACUUUAGCUUCCCUUCCAUCCGACAUCCAACUCUACACCGACGCUGCCCCCUCUAUUGGCUUUGGGGGUUUUUACCAAGGUCGUUUGUUCGCAUCCACCUGGCCACCACAGCUUCUAGACAAAACCCAUUUCUCAGCCUCUUCAGCAUUGUUCGAACUCUAUCCUCUCGUUGCAGCAGCAUUUCUAUGGGGUAAAGAAUGGUCCACAAAUAACAUCAUUGUUUACUGCGACAACGAAGCAACUGUGCAUUGUAUUAAUAAAACCCACUCUCACGCACCCACAAUGAUGCCACUAUUAAGACGUCUUAUUUGGAUCGCAGCUUGCGACCAAUUCAUUAUAACAGCUAAACAUGUACCAGGAUCAAAAAAUCAAAUCGCUGACUCUCUCUCACGUUUUGCCUUCCAGAAAUUCAGACAGCUGGCUCCAGAAGCGGACCCCAACCCAACGCCAGUUCCUCACUAUUCAGAAUUAAUCUUCCCAUAA
Misgurnus anguillicaudatus (oriental weatherfish) is the source of this 1755-nucleotide messenger RNA. The record is from RefSeq and is a predicted model, not a curated record. Lineage: Eukaryota; Metazoa; Chordata; Actinopteri; Cypriniformes; Cobitidae.